UAUGUUAUAUUACCCAUGGAAUACAACUUAGAACUAAGGAAGCGAUGCCAAUGCCUUGUCAGAGGAAUAUCUUCUGGGUCUGGGCUCUGGCUUUUUCUUCCUUCAAAUAUUGCUUUAUAUUCAAGGCAACCUAUAACUGCCAUGGCUACCUUCUUAAAGAGAGCUUUUAAAUCUAUCACAUCUGCCAUUGCUUACUGCUACUUUAACUUCAGGGACGACCAUACGGCCAUCACAAAUAUCAACUACAACAUGACCAAGGGACGUCCACUUGCUUUGCAGACUGUGAAUCUCAAAGUCCGGAUGUGCUGCAGUGGUUGUGAGAGAGUUGUCAAAAAUGCGAUUCACAAGCUUAGAGGCAUUGAUUCGGUGGAGAUAGACUUAGACAUGGAAAAGGUUACAGUGGUGGGGUACGUUGAUCAAAAUAAGGUGCUAAAGGCAGUGAGGAAGGCAGGAAAGAGGGCAGAAUUCUGGCCCUACCCGAAUCCGCCAUUGUACUUCACAUCUGCUAAUCACUAUUUCAAAGAUACUACGAACGAAUUCAAAGAAAGCUACAACUACUACAGGCAUGGCUAUAACGUUGGAGAAAGGUAUGGGAACAUCCCCGUCACUCACCGUGGAGACGACAAGGUCAGCAACAUGUUCAACGAUGACAACGUUAACGCCUGCUGUCUGAUGUAACUGCUUGGAAGAUUUUUAGUUGAACCAGAGUGAAUAACUUAUUUUACAUGCCCAACCAAUCAGAAAUCAGAGAACCCAUCAUGCAUUGUAGUAGACUCCAUCAUCAUUUUAAUGAUUUGUUAGACGGUAUAUAUAUCCCUCUUAAUGUAAAUAAGUUCCUAUAAGUACUUAUAUAUAUUAACUGUAUGCUGAUGUAUAUAUCUCAAAUAAAUCUCUAUGUACGUGUGAAUCAUAAAGUUGUUAGUAUACAUAUUUCUGAUCUAG
This is a messenger RNA of Manihot esculenta (cassava), 942 nucleotides long. Its product is annotated as heavy metal-associated isoprenylated plant protein 30. The coding region runs from base 16 to 678 and encodes 220 amino acids. The transcript is spliced from 3 exons. The record is from RefSeq and is a predicted model, not a curated record. Gene Ontology annotation, molecular function: metal ion binding. NCBI's taxonomy places the organism in Eukaryota, Viridiplantae, Streptophyta, Magnoliopsida, Malpighiales, Euphorbiaceae.